GAGAGCUUAAGGGAUUUUCAGAUAUAGGUUCUCCGGCGAACUUUCCGGUGAGAGGAAAGGGAGUUAGGGGUUUAAUUUUCUCCGGCGAAUUUCCCGGUGAGAGGAAAAAGGGAACUGUUUCUGCACUCAACAGUAUGCCAAUCAAAUGGGUUUUGCACUGGCAUCCAAAUGCAGGGACAACAGUCAACACUCAAAUACUGACAGAAGUAUCUCAAUGUGUUGAGAGCAUUAAUGGUGUUAAAGAAGGAAGGUGGAAAGAUACUCUUAGUUUCUAUAAACCCAUGCUUAGAGUCGAACAAGCAAAUUCACUGGAGUUUCCCCGAGAUUUUCUGGGGAUUUCACUUCAAGAACAGCCCAACAAGUAUUACAUGGUAAUUAGAGGGCAACGGUUGAUCAUUGAAGCAGAGUCAUCAAUUCAGACGAUAAUGGAGAAGUUGCAGUCAUACAAAACGAGGGUUGCACUUAAUUUUGAGGGGUUUCAGUAUCAACUUGGUGACUUUCAGCUGCGAGUGGGAAAAGUUGUUACAAUACACUCUGAGAACUUGAGGGGAAUAGUUAUGGAGAUGGAGUAUCUUCCAAUAUCCUCAUGGGAGACAUCGCACCAAAUUAUGGGUGAAUUCUUCGACAUAUGGCAGGAAGCUCUUGGAAAACGAUCAUUACCAGGUCAUUUUGUGCACGUUGAACCAAAUUUUUCAGAGUAUGGUCUCUCUGAUCAAUACACUUCACAGCACACAGCUGUACAGUAUGCUAGCAUCAUGGCUCAAAUGAUAGCAACAGCUCAAUCAUCACAACCAAUGAGAAAUUAGGAAGUAGCAUAAUGUUCUGUUGACAGUAUAACAUUUUGGCCUUGGUACCUGUUGUAUUCUCAACACACAAA
Molecule: messenger RNA, 877 nt
Organism: Solanum verrucosum
Lineage: Eukaryota; Viridiplantae; Streptophyta; Magnoliopsida; Solanales; Solanaceae
Product: mediator of RNA polymerase II transcription subunit 20a-like
Exons: 5
Coding region: 135-806 (223 amino acids)
Biological process (GO): regulation of transcription by RNA polymerase II
Cellular component (GO): mediator complex
Molecular function (GO): transcription coactivator activity
Source: RefSeq, a predicted model, not a curated record